AGAGAGAAGCAGGGAGCGCGUCCGACCGAAGCUCUUUGUGUUCUGCGUCUCUGACAGCGAGACGAGAAAGGAAAAAAAAAGAAAAAAAGGAAAAAAAAAAUAAAAGCUCUCCAUUUCGACCCCUCCCUCGCCAACCGAAAUCGCGUCUCUCUCAGCUCUCUCUCUCCGUUUCUCUCAUUUUUCUCCCUUCCCUCUCCCAGGAAAUCACCUCAUUCCUCUACCCCGAAGCAAUCCCUCUAGAUUUCUAUAAAAACCCGAUCAUUGAUCGGUUCCGAUCGGAACACCGCGGCGGAGGACGAGAUCUGGCGUCUCGAUCGAUCCCAGCCGCGCCGCCAUCGUUUUUUUGGCGUUUUGAUCGGGUUGUUUCUUGAUUAGAGGUGCUGUCUGGAGGUCGAGGAGAAGGAGGAGGGGAUCGGGGUCGCUGGAUCCGGGGAUCGGAUCUAGGGUUUGAUCGGGAGGGGGUGGGGAUUCGUCGGAUGAGGACCACAUGUUCCAGUCAUCGCGGAAAACGAUGAAAUGGGCCUCAUUGCUUAAGGACAUCAAAGAGAAGGUUGGCCUCUCCCAGUCCCAAUCCCAGCCCUCUGGGUCGUUUGCUUUAGCGCCUGCCGCUGCCGCCGCUGACGGGACAUAUGAAUUUGGAACGCCGGAAGGCUCGCCGACACGAUAUGGUUUCUUGGGCUCGUCCCCUUCCAGGGGCAAACAUGAAUUGGAGCUGGACUUUAAGAGGUUCUGGGAAGAAUUCCGCUCUUCCAGCUCUGAAAAGGAGAAAGAAAUGGCCUUAAAUAUGGCAGUAGACAUCUUUUGUAGACUAGUUAAGCAGCAGUCUAAUGUAGCCCAGUUAGUUACUAAGUUAGUUGAAGCACACAUUUUUUCUUUUGUUGUUGGAAGGGCCUUUGUAACAGAUGUGGAGAAGUUGAGAAUCUAUGGCAAAGGAAGAUCUUUGCAUGUCAAAGAUGUUAUCAGUUUCUUUUCAGAAACAAAGGAUGGUAUCAGCCCUGGUUCAAAUUUAUUGUUUGCAGUAGAAAUUUUGGUGACAGGGCCAAUUGAUAGGCAACCUCUGUUGGAUUCUGGCAUCCUAUGCUGUCUUAUUCAUAUCCUCAAUGCUCUUCUGAACCCUGAUCAGUCCAAUCAAAGACAAUCUGGAGUUGGCCUAGAAGAAUCAAAUUCAAGUGAAAAGAGUAUGGAUGGUGAUGCUGCACGAGUGCGGCGGCUUGAGAUUGAGGGAAGCAUAGUGCAUAUUAUGAAGGCAUUAGCAAGCCAUUCUUCAGCUGCUCCGAGUUUGAUAGAGGAUGACUCACUUCAGCUUCUGUUUCAUAUGGUUGCAAAUGGUUCUUUGAAUGUAUUUGCUCAGUUUAAAGAGGGCCUUAUUCCUUUGCAUACCAUUCAACUUCAUCGACAUGCUAUGCAGAUACUUAGUCUCCUUCUUGUCAAUGACAAUGGAAGCACAGCAAAAUAUAUACACAAACAUCAUCUGAUAAAAGUCCUUCUAAUGGCUGUGAAAGAUUUCGAUUCUGAGAAAGGUGAUUCUGCUUACACCAUGGGCAUAGUAGAUUUACUACUUGAAUGCGUCGAACUGUCAUACAGACCUGAGGCUGGUGCUGUCAGGCUCAGGGAAGAUAUUCAUAAUGCCCAUGGCUAUCACUUUCUUGUUCAGUUUGCAUUAAAGCUAUCCGGCUUGCAGAAGAAUCAGCUUGGUGAAUCUACUAGUUUAAAAUCUGCAGCUCAGGAGACUUCUGAACCGGAUGGUCUGGAACCAUCUUAUAAAUUGGCACAACAAGAAGGCCGAGGGGACAGCUCACUAUUCAGUCUCUCACCAGCACUAUCCAGGCUACUUGAUGUGCUUGUCAAUCUAGCACAAACAGGUCCUGUUGAACCUGUUGGUGGGAAAGCCUCAAAGUCUAAUUAUAGCAAGGCUGCGGGCCAUAGCAGAAGCCGUACACCUUCUGCUGAUAAGCUCAAUGACGAGAACUGGGAAAAUAGCAAUACUAAGAUUAAAGAUCUUGAAGCUAUUCAGAUGCUGCAAGAUAUCUUUCUGAAGGCAGACAAUGUAGAACUGCAGGCAGAGGUGUUGAAUAGAAUGUUUAAAAUAUUUUCGAGCCAUCUUGAGAAUUACAAGUUGUGUCAACAACUUCGGACGAUGCCUCUUUUCAUCCUUAAUAUGGCAGGGUUUCCUCCAUCACUGCAGGAAAACAUUCUGAAAAUAUUAGAAUAUGCUGUGACUGUUGUGAACUGUAUUCCUGAACAAGAAUUGCUUUCCCUUUGCUGCUUAUUACAGCAACCAAUUACUACUAGCCUGAAGCAUACAAUUCUUGCUUUCUUUGUAAAGCUUCUAUCUUUUGAUCAGCAGUAUAAGAAAGUUCUGAGGGAAGUAGGCAUUCUGGAAGUUCUAUUGGAUGAUCUGAAGCAGCACAAGUUCUUCUCUGGAGUAGAGCAGCAAAAUAAGACUCCUAGAAGUUUAGAGAGGAAGUUCAGUUCAAAUAGCUUCAAGAAACACAUGGAUAACAAAGAUACAAUUCUUUCUUCAUCCAAAUUAGUGGGUUCUGGUUCUGGAAAGUUUCCUAUAUUUGAAGAUGAGGGCACAAUUGCUAUAGCAUGGGAUUGUCUCUUCUCUUUACUAAAGAGAGCUGAAGCUAACCAACUAUCAUUCCGAUCAUCUAAUGGGGUCAGCAUUGUUCUCCCUUUCUUGGUAUCUGAUAACCAUCGUUCUGGGGUUCUUCGGGUGCUAUCAUGUCUAAUAAUUGAAGAUGCUUUUCAGGCUCAUCCAGAAGAACUAGGGGCACUGAUUGAGAUUCUUAAGAGUGGGAUGGUCUCAAGCAUUUUGGGAUCUCAAUACAAACUUCAGAGUGAUGCAAACUGUGAUAUUUUGGGUGCAUUAUGGCGUAUACUUGGGUCGAAUAAUUCAGCACAGCGGGUUUUUGGAGAAGCCACUGGAUUUUCCCUUUUAUUGACAACAUUGCAUAGUUUUCAAAGUGGCGAGCAGGCAGACACUGAAUUGUCUUUAGUGGCUCAUAUGAAGGUUUUCAGUUUUCUCAUGCGAGCUAUAACAGCUGGAGUGUACAAUAAUGCCAUUAAUCGAUUGAGGCUGCACACAAUCAUGUCAUCGCAAACUUUUUAUGAUCUUCUGUGUGAGUCUGGUUUGCUUUCUGUGGAUUGUGAAAAACAGGUUAUCCAGUUGCUCUUGGAACUUGCACUUGAGAUUGUUCUUCCACCUGCUGUUCUACCAACUGAGAGAGCUUCUUCAUCUGAUACAUUUGAGGAUGAGUCAAGUUUUAUUUCAAGUGCCUUACUUGGCUCCUCUAGGCUUGACAGAGAGAGGAUAUAUAAUGCAAGUGCUGUUGGUGUGCUGAUUCAUUCUUUAUUACUCUUUACUCCAAAAGUGCAGCUGGAUAUACUUAAGUUCAUUGCGAAGCUAGCCCAUGCUGGUCCCUUCAAUCAGGAGAAUUUGACUUCUGCUGGAUGCAUUGGCCUUCUACUGGAGACAAUCAGCCCAUUUCUUGAAGGCUCAUCUCCAUUACUUACACAUGCUUUACGGGUUGUGGAGGUCCUUGGAGCAUACAAGCUGUCUUCUUCAGAGCUUCGAGUGCUCGUAAGAUGCAUUCUUCAACUAAAAGUGAAAAAUUCAGGCUAUCUCCUUGUUGAUAUGAUGAAGAAGUUAAUUCAGAUGGAAGACAUGAGGUCGGAGAAUGUUUCUCUAGCUCCUUUUGUUGAGAUGGACAUGGGCAAAUUUGGUCAUGCAUCUAUUCAGGUGUCCUUGGGAGAAAGAACAUGGCCUCCUGCUGCUGGGUAUUCUUUUGUCUGUUGGUUUCAGUAUCAAAAUUUCUUGAAAAGUCAAGUUAAAGAAUCAGAACAGGUAUCUAAGGCUGGUUCGGGGAGGAGGAGCACUUCUGGUGGACAAGUAUUGCGCAUAUUUUCCGUUGGUGCGGUGGAUGAUGCCAACACAAUUUAUGCAGAACUCUACCUCCAAGACAAUGGUGUCUUAACCCUCGCAACAAGCAACUCCUGCUCACUGUCAUUUCCUGUCAUAGAAAUGGAUGAAGGACGGUGGCAUCACCUUGCAGUUGUCCACAGUAAGCCUAAUGCAUUAGCUGGACUCUUCCAAGCCAGUGUAGCAUAUCUUUAUCUUAAUGGAAAGCUAGUACACACAGGCAAGCUUGGGUACUCACCAUCUCCAUUUGGUAAAUCAUUGCAAGUUACUGUUGGCACACCAAUUGCUCGUGCAAAAGUUACUGAACUAUCAUGGAGGCUUCGUUCUUGUUAUCUCUUUGAGGAGGUGCUCACAUCAGGCAGCAUUUGUUUCAUGUAUAUUCUUGGUCGAGGAUAUAGAGGGCUCUUCCAGGAUACUGAUCUUUUAAGAUUUGUCCCGAACAAGGCUUGUGGUGGGGGUAGUAUGGCAAUCCUAGAUUCAUUGGAAGCUGAAUUGUCCUUGGCUUCAAAUGUGCAGCGGGUUGAUGGUUCUAGUAAACAAGCAAUAACUAAAGCAGAUGGCAGCGGGAUUGUGUGGGAUUUGGAAAGGUUGACAAAUCUUUCUUUACAGCUCUCUGGAAAGAAACUCAUAUUUGCAUUUGAUGGAACAUCUUCAGAAGCUUUUCGGGCAUCUGGGACAUUGUCCUUGCUCAAUCUUGUUGAUCCAAUGUCAGCUGCUGCUUCCCCUAUUGGUGGUAUACCACGCUAUGGUCGUUUUAAUGGUGAUAUCUACAUCUGCAAUCAAUGCACAAUUGGAGAUUGUAUUGGCAUAGUUGGUGGAAUGGCUGUUGUGCUUGCUCUUGUUGAAGCUGCUGAAACUAGGGACAUGCUGCACAUGGCACUGGAGUUACUAGCAUGUUCGCUUAACCAGAGUCCUCAGAAUGUGAAGGACAUGCAAGCCUUGAGAGGGUACCAUCUGCUUGCACUCUUCUUGCACCGCAGGAUGUCAUUGUUUGACAUGCAAUCACUUGAGAUUUUCUUCCAGAUUGCUGCAUGUGAAGCCUCAUUUUCUGAACCUCAAAAAUUUCAAGUAAAUCGAUCUGUAAGUUUCCCUGUUGGAACAUCCCCUGUGUCCAGCUUUGAGGAUUUAUCAUUGCCGAAAUUUUCUGAUGAAAUAUCUUCAGUUGGAUCCCAUGGAGAUCUGGAUGAUUUCUCUGGACAAAAGGAUUCCUUUAGUCAUCUUUCAGAGCUUGAGAAUACUGAUUUGUCGGAAGAAAAUUCAAACUGCAUCGUUCUAUCAAAUGCUGAUAUGGUAGAGCAUGUUUUAUUGGACUGGACAUUGUGGGUUACUGCACCUGUUUCGAUUCAAAUUGCACUGCUUGGGUUUCUUGAACGCCUGGUAUCUAUGCACUGGUACAGGAAUCAUAACCUGACAAUCUUACGUCGAAUUAACCUUGUCCAGCAUUUACUUGUAACUCUGCAACGUGGUGAUGUGGAAGUUCCUGUCUUGGAGAAGCUGGUAGUGUUGCUGGGUGUUAUUUUGGAGGAUGGGUUUUUAGCUUCUGAGUUGGAACUCGUUGUCAGGUUUGUGAUCAUGACAUUUGAUCCUCCACAACUGGUUCCACGCAAUGAGAUUGUUAGAGAGACUAUGGGAAAGCAUGUAAUUGUGAGGAACAUGUUAUUGGAGAUGCUUAUUGAUUUACAAGUCACUAUUAACGGUGAAGAGUUGCUUGAGCAAUGGCAUAAAAUUGUUUCAUCCAAGUUGAUUACUUAUUUUCUUGAUGAAGCUGUACAUCCGACUAGUAUGAGAUGGAUCAUGACUCUUCUUGGAGUGUGCCUUGCUUCUUCUCCUACAUUUGCUUUCAAAUUCCGAACUAGUGGAGGUUACCAAGGGUUGACACGUGUGCUUGUAAGCUUUUAUGAUUCUCCUGAAAUAUACUACAUCCUUUUCUGUUUGAUAUUUGGGAAGGCUGUCUAUCCAAGGGUGCCAGAAGUUCGCAUGCUUGACUUCCAUGCCCUUAUGCCUAGUGAUGGAAACUAUGGGGAGUUGAAGUUUGUUGAGUUGUUGGAAACAAUAAUUGCUAUGGCAAAAGCUACAUUUGACAGGUUGAGCAUGCAAUCAAUGCUCGCCUAUCAAAAUGGUAAUCUUUCACAUCUCAAUGGUACCUUAGUCGCAGAGCUUGUAGAAGCAACAACAGACAUGACAGGUGACCUGCAAGGUGAAGCUCUAAUGCAUAAGACAUAUGCAGCACGCUUAAUGGGUGGGGAAGCAGCAGCCCCAGCUGCUGCUACUUCAAUAUUACGGUUUAUGGUUGACUUGGCAAAAAUGUGCUCCCCUUUCUCUGCUGUAUGCAGGCGAACAGAAUUUCUUGAAAGCUGUGUUGAUCUAUAUUUUUCUUGUGUAAGGGCUGACUGCGCAUUAAAGAUGGCAAAAAAUCUCACAACUGUGGCACCAGAUGAGAAGAAUUUGAAUGAUGUUGAUGAUAAUGAAAGUUCUCAAAAUACAUUCUCUAGCUUGCCUUUGGAGCAGGAGCAGUCUACUAAAGCCUCCAUGAGUAUAGGAAGCUUUCCUUAUGAGCAGAAAAGUACCAGCUCUGAAGAUAUGCUCAGAUUGCAGAAUUAUCUAUCAAGUAAUGAUGAAGUCAAAGGAGAUCAUUUGUCACUUGUGGAAUUUAGCAAACCUUUCAGACGAGAAGAUUCCCAAAUUCUUCAAAGUUCUGAUGAGCAAAGCCGCAGGCAAAUCCCAGUUAGUCCCUAUGCUCCUCUUGAAGUUAAAUAUCAGGAUUCUAAUAGGACUUCAGAUCCCUUACAACAAACAGAUUCCCUUAGUUCCACAUCUAUGAAUGUGCCUGAUUCUCCUGUUCCUUCAGAGAAAUCAAAUUCCAAAUCUGUAGUGACACCAACUGCUUCUCCUGUGGUGGCAUUAACAUCUUGGCUUGGCAGCACAAGCAGUAACAGUGAUGCAAAAGUACAAACGGCUACUCCAUCCAUGGGAUCUUCAAUAACUGUGAAUGAAUAUGAUGCAUCUCCUGAUUUAAGAAUGCAUUCACAAGAAUCAUCUGCUGCAAACACAUUCUUCCCAAUAAAUCCAAAGCUGCUACUUGAAAUUGAUGAUUCAGGCUAUGGAGGUGGCCCUUGUUCUGCUGGAGCUACUGCUGUUUUAGAUUUUGUUGCAGAAGUUCUUGCUGAUAUUGUCUCGGAACAAUUGAAAGCAAGCCAGUUUGUAGAGGGCAUUUUGGAGGCUGUUCCUCUGUAUGUGGAUGUGGAAUCUGCUUUAGUUUUCCAAGGAUUAUGUCUAAGUAGAUUGAUGAACUUCCUGGAAAGGCUUCUUUUGCGUGAUGAUGAAGAAGAUGAGAAGAGACUUGAUAAGUAUCGCUGGUCUGUAAAUUUGGACUCACUUUGCUGGAUGGUUGUGGAUCGCAUAUAUAUGGGCUGUUUUCCUGAGCCAGUUGGGGUAUUAAGAACGCUGGAAUUUUUAUUGUCCAUGUUACAGCUUGCAAAUAAAGAUGGCCGUAUUGAAGAAGCAGCACCUGUGGGAAAAGGUAUAUUGUCCAUUGCAAGGGGAACCAGGCAACUUGAGGCAUAUAUUCUUGCCAUUCUGAAAAACACAAACCGCAUGAUCAUGUACUGUUUUCUGCCUUUAUUCCUGAAAUCCAUUGGUGAGGACGAUCUGCUUUUAGGUUUGGGCUUUCAGGCAGAGGGUGGGAAAGGCUUACAUAUCAAAGCAUCAGAAGAUGAGUCUUCUAUCGAUAUAUGCACAGUUUUGCGGCUGUUAAUUGCUAACAAGCGACUUAUAUUGUGUCCAAGCAAUCUUGAUACUGAUUUGAUUUGCUGUCUUUGUAUAAAUCUAAUUGCUCUUCUGCAUGACAAGAGACCAACAGCCAAAAACCUGGCAGUGGAUGUCAUUAAGUAUCUACUAUUGCAUCGUCGGCCCACACUUGAGGACUUCCUUGUUUCCAAACCAAACCAGGGACAAACAUUGGAUGUUCUGCAUGGGGGUUUUGACAAAUUAUUGACUGGAAAUCCCUCCAUGUUUUUUGAAUGGCUUCAGAGCUCUGAGCAAACUAUCAAUAAGGUCUUGGAGCAGUGUGCUUCUAUUAUGUGGGUACAAUAUGUUGCUGGGUCAGCAAAGUUUCCUGGGGUGAGAAUAAAGGGCAUGGAAGUCCGACGGAAGAGAGAAAUGGGUAGAAAAUCAAGGGAUGCUGCAAAGUUAGACUUAAAACACUGGGAGCAGAUAAAUGAACGAAGAUAUGCUCUUGAAUUGGUUCGAGACCUAAUGUCCACUGAACUUAGAGUCAUUCGUCAAGAUAAAUAUGGAUGGGUUCUUCAUGCUGAGAGUGAAUGGCAAACUCAGCUCCAGCAACUGAUACAUGAAAGAGGAAUUUUUCCUAUUCGACAAGAUCCAGAAUGGCAGCUCUGUCCUAUUGAAGGACCAUAUCGAAUGCGUAAGAAGCUUGAGCGCUGCAAACUAAAAGUUGAUACAAUUCAAAAUGUUCUUUCCAGAGGUUUUGAUCUGGAAGAUGCAAAGCUUGUUAUGGAAAAGCAUGAAAGUGGUCUGGGUACAUCUGGAUCUGAUGAAAAUUCAAAUUUUAAUAUUUUGUCUGAUGGUGAUAAUCAGAAGUAUUUAGAUGGUGGUGACUAUGAGGAGCCAUUCAAAGAAGAAAGGUUUAAUGCUGAAAUCCCAAUUUCUGCUCAGAUAGGGUGGAAUGAUGACCGUUCGAGCAGUAUAAAUGAACCAAGUCUUCACUCUGCUAUGGAGUUUGGUGUCAAGUCAAGCGCCUAUUCUGAACACAUAACAGAGAGCUUCAAUAUGAAAUCUGAUCUAGGUUCUCCAAGGCAAUCAUCCUCUGUUAGGGUUGAUGAUGUGAAAGCAUCUGAAGAGAAGCCAGAGAAGGAGUUACAUGAUAAUGGUGAAUAUCUUAUCAGGCCCUAUCUUGAACCUUCUGAAAAGAUUAGGUUCAGGUAUAAUUGUGAACGUGUUGUAGGUCUCGACAAGCAUGAUGGUAUAUUUCUUAUAGGAGAUCUCUGUUUAUAUGUUAUUGAAAACUUCUAUAUUGAUGAUACUGGGUGCAUAUGUGAAAAGGGUAGUGAAGAUGAUCUCUCUGUGAUUGACCAAGCUCUGGGUGUGAAGAAAGAUGUCUCAGGAAGCAGUGAAUUCCAGUCAAAAUCACCUUCAUCAUGGGGCAUGAUGGCUAAGACAUUGGUUGGUGGAAGAGCAUGGGCAUACAAUGGGGGUGCUUGGGGUAAGGAGAAGGUGUGCAGUAGUGGAAAUCUGCCACACCCAUGGCAUAUGUGGAAAUUUGAUAGUGUUCAUGAACUCCUUAAACGUGAUUACCAGCUGCGUCCUGUUGCUAUUGAGAUAUUUAGCAUGGAUGGAUGUAAUGAUCUUCUGGUUUUCCACAAGAAGGAGAGGGAGGAAGUGUUCAAAAACUUGAUUGCUAUGAAUCUCCCACGGAAUAGCAUGUUAGAUAUAACAAUUUCAGGCUCAUCAAAACAAGAAAGCAACGAGGGAAGCCGUCUUUUUAAAAUAUUGGCCAAGUCAUUUUCAAAGAGGUGGCAGAAUGGAGAGAUAAGCAACUUCCAGUACCUAAUGCAUCUAAACACUCUUGCUGGAAGGGGGUAUAGUGAUCUCACACAAUAUCCAGUUUUUCCAUGGGUUCUUGCAGAUUAUGAGAGUGAAACUCUGGAUUUGACAAACCCUCGAACUUUCCGUAAACUUGACAAACCAAUGGGAUGCCAAACGGUAGAGGGAGAGGAUGAAUUCAAGAAGAGAUAUGAAAGCUGGGAUGACCCUGAUGUUCCAAAGUUUCACUAUGGUUCUCAUUAUUCUAGUGCUGGGAUUGUUCUUUUCUAUCUUGUAAGGCUGCCGCCGUUAAGUGCUGAAAACCAAAAAUUGCAAGGUGGUCAGUUUGACCAUGCUGAUCGCUUAUUCAAUAGUGUGAAAGAUACGUGGUCCAGUGCGGCAGGAAAGAGUAACACAUCAGAUGUGAAGGAACUAAUUCCUGAAUUUUUUUACAUGCCUGAAUUUUUGGAGAAUCGAUUUAAUCUCGACUUGGGAGAAAAACAGUCAGGAGAAAAGGUUGAUGAUGUUGUUUUGCCCCCUUGGGCCAAAGGCAGUGCCAGGGAGUUUAUAAGGAAACACCGGGAAGCUUUGGAAUCUGACUAUGUUUCUGAGAAUCUGCAUCACUGGAUAGACCUCAUUUUUGGAUAUAAACAAAGGGGGAAGGCAGCUGAAGAAGCUGUUAAUGUUUUCUACCACUACACUUAUGAGGGAAGUGUUGACAUAGAUUCAGUUACAGACCCUACCAUGAAGGCAUCUAUUCUGGCCCAAAUCAAUCAUUUUGGUCAGACCCCAAAGCAGUUGUUUCUCAAGCCCCAUGUGAAGAGAAGAACUGACAAAAAAUCGCUUCCUCAUCCCCUCCGAUACUGUGUCCAUUUGGUCUCCCAGCAGAAUCGAAAGGUCUCUUCAUCAAUCUCUCAGCUUGUUACUUUCCAUGAAAAGGUUCUUAUUGCUGGAACAAAUAGCAUUCUUAAGCCGGUAACAUACAGCAAGUACAUCUCAUGGGGGUUUCCUGAUCGAAGCUUGAGAAUAAUGAGCUAUGACCAGGAUCGACUCCUUUCCACUCAUGAGAACCUUCAUGGAGGGAACCAGAUCCAGUGCGCUGGAGUAAGUCAUGAUGGUCAGAUUCUGGUCACUGGGGCUGAUGACGGAGUGGUUGCAGUCUGGAGAUUUGUCAAAGAUGGGGUCCGUGGUCAACUCCGCCCGAGAUUGGAGCGUGCCUUUUGUGCGCACACCGCCAGGAUAACAUGCCUUUAUGUUAGCCAGCCUUACUCACUGAUUGUGACUGGAUCUGAAGACUGCACCGUCAUCUUAUGGGAUCUGACCAACUUGGUCUUUGUGAAGCAGCUCCCUUUGUUCUCGGCACGAGUGUCGGCUGUCCAUGUGAAUGAUCUCACGGGGGAGAUUCUGACUGCUGCCGGAAUUCUCCUUGCAGUGUGGAGCAUCAACGGAGACUGCCUAGCAGUUGUGAACACCUCACAACUCCCUUCUGAUCUUAUUUUGUCAGUGACAAGCCCAAUGCACUCCGAUUGGCUGGAUACGAAUUGGUAUGUAACAGGUCACCAAAGUGGGGCAGUGAAGAUCUGGAAGAUGGUGCAUUGUUCUUCUGAGGAAGCAAGUGGAAGGAGCUUGUCUCCAGUCAAUGGCAUGGGUGGGUUGGGCUUAACCAGGGCACCAGAGUAUAAGUUGGUUCUUCACAAGGUACUCAAGUCCCACAAGCAUCCAGUUACAGCACUUCAUCUUGCAUCCGACCUUAAGCAGUUGCUGAGUGGGGAUGCUGUUGGACACCUGCUGUCUUGGACCGUACCAGAAGCAGCUUGAGAGCAUCCCAUGGCCAAGGGUGAUGAUACUUGAACAAGUUCGGAUGCUAGAUACCUCAGCAAUCUGGAUCCUUUGAUUCGGACUAGGUUUUGUUGACUCUGAUGCCUGUUUUGAGUGAAGAGCAUCGUCAAGAGCUGGCGAGACAUGAUACAUAAAACAAGGGCUUUUUGGAAGGGCUGCACAAGAGUUCUAAUAAGCCGAUGCAACAGAAAUGAUAACAACAAUAUGGCAUAUCCAUAACUGCUAACAGAUUGAAGGGAGGUACUCGGAACAAACAGAGACAUCACCAAUUUUUAAUCUGUCAAUGCUUGGAGAGGAGGGAGUUGGUUUAAUUUUAUGCUGUGCACCAUUUGCUGGAUUUACCUGUUUUGCUGUAUAUAAGUGGUAACCAGUGCGUGCGUGCAAAAUUGUAUAGGAUGAGUAUAGAAUGUAUUGGGACCAUGAUGUCUUGUGAGGGAUUAAGUAUGAUGGUGGGGUGGGAGUGAUGAACAUUGAUUGAUUGACUUCAACUUUUUGUUGUCUUCAUUCUUUGAGAGGGUGUUAUUUGGCACCCUUUAUUCAGCUUAUUUUGUGGAUGAUGUAGGUCAAAGGUUGUCGUCUUUCCUCAUCA
Elaeis guineensis (African oil palm) is the source of this 11894-nucleotide messenger RNA. RefSeq names its product protein SPIRRIG. Gene Ontology annotation, molecular function: protein binding. Lineage: Eukaryota; Viridiplantae; Streptophyta; Magnoliopsida; Arecales; Arecaceae. The record is from RefSeq and is a predicted model, not a curated record.